Molecule: messenger RNA, 2512 nt
Organism: Cynara cardunculus var. scolymus (artichoke)
Lineage: Eukaryota; Viridiplantae; Streptophyta; Magnoliopsida; Asterales; Asteraceae
Product: beta-adaptin-like protein A
Exons: 10
Coding region: 204-2501 (765 amino acids)
Biological process (GO): intracellular protein transport; vesicle-mediated transport
Cellular component (GO): membrane coat
Molecular function (GO): clathrin binding
Source: RefSeq, a predicted model, not a curated record
ACCUGGUGUAAUUUAACCCUCAAGUGGAAACAUUGCUUUCCUUCCAAACAUAGAACUCCGUUUAAGAACGUAAAACAAAAAAACACUCGGACAAACAUCGUCAACCGUAAUCAAGGGUUCUCAUCCUUACCCUUACGCUGUUACCACACCAGAUCAGGAAAUUCCACUGACAUUACCACACACGCUUUCUCUCAGAUCGGGCAAUGGCUCCUCCGGCUCAAUCUCAGCGAUCUCCUUCGCCUUCUCAACCGUCCGGUAAAGGGGAGGUCUCUGAUCUGAAGAUGCAGCUUCGACAGCUGGCUGGGAGUCGUGCACCCGGGACUGAUGAUUCGAAACGAGAUCUCUUCAAGAAAGUGAUCUCGUACAUGACAAUUGGGAUUGAUGUGUCCUCGGUUUUCAGUGAGAUGGUGAUGUGCUCGGCUACUUCAGAUAUCGUUCUAAAGAAAAUGUGUUACUUGUAUGUGGGUAAUUAUGCCAAAUAUAAUCCCGAUCUUGCGUUACUUACUAUAAACUUUCUUCAAAGAGAUUGCAAGGACGAAGACCCAAUGAUAAGAGGUUUGGCAUUGAGGAGUUUGUGUUCGCUCCGUGUGCCGAACUUGGUGGAGUACUUGGUGGGGCCAUUGGGUGCGGGGUUGAAGGAUGGGAAUAGCUAUGUGAGGAUGGUUGCAGCUGUAGGGGUGCUGAAAUUGUAUCACAUAUCUGCUUCUACUUGUGUGGAUGCUGAUUUCCCUGCUCUUCUUAAGCAUCUGAUGCUUAAUGAUCCAGAUUCUCAGGUGGUUGCAAAUUGUUUAUCUGCUCUACAAGAGAUAUGGGGCUUGGAAGCAAGUUCAUCAGAGGAAGCAGUAAGAGGGAGAGAGGCCUUGAUUAGCAAACAAAUUAUAUAUUACCUAUUAAAUAGGAUCAAGGAAUUUAGCGAAUGGGCUCAGUGUACUGUUCUUGAAUUGGUUUCUAAGUAUGCACCACCUGAUAGCAAUGAGAUAUUUGACAUCAUGAAUCUUCUAGAAGACAGACUUCAGCAUGCAAAUGGUGCAGUUGUUUUAGCAACCAUAAAGUUAUUUCUACAAUUGACGAUGUCUAUGACAGAUGUUCAUCAACAGGUGUAUGAGCGUAUCAAAGCCCCUCUACUUACUCUUGUGAGCUCUGGGAGUCCCGAGCAAUCCUAUGCCGUGCUUAGCCACUUGCAUCUUUUGGUCAUCCGUGCACCAAUGUUGUUUGCUUCAGAUUACAAACACUUCUAUUGUCAAUACAAUGAACCAUUCUAUGUUAAGAAAUUGAAGCUUGAAAUGUUGACAGCGGUGGCAAAUGAGAGCAAUACUUACGAAAUAGUGACUGAAUUGUGCGAGUAUGCUGCAAAUGUUGAUAUUCCCAUUGCAAGGGAGUCUAUAAGAGCUGUUGGGAAAAUUGCACUUCAGCAAUACGAUGUAAAUGCCAUUGUUGAUAGGUUGCUUCAGUUUUUGGAGAUGGAGAAGGACUACGUAACUGCAGAAACACUGGUUCUUGUAAAAGAUCUGCUGCGAAAAUACCCGCAAUGGAGCCAUGAUUGCAUUGCUGUUAUUGGGAACAUAAGCAGCAAUAAUGUCCAAGAACCAAAAGCCAAGGCAGCUCUUAUAUGGAUGUUAGGUGAGUAUGCUCAAGAUAUGCAAGAUGCUCCUUAUGCAUUGGAAGGUCUCAUUGAGGAUUGGGAAGAUGAGAACUCUCCAGAGGUACGUUUGCAUCUUCUUACAGCAGUAAUGAAAUGUUUUUUCAGAAGACCACCAGAGACUCAAAAAGCCUUGGGUGCUGCUUUAGCUGCCGGGCUUGCUGAUAUGCAUCAGGAUGUCCAUGAUAGAGCCUUAUUUUACUACAGGCUUUUGCAACACAGUGUAUCUGUAGCAAAUAGUGUGGUCAAUCCUACUAAGCAAGCUGUUUCGGUCUUUGCCGAUAUUCAAAGCAGUGAGAUCAAAGAUCGUAUUUUUGAUGAGUUUAACAGCCUCUCUGUCCUAUACCAGAAGCCUUCUUACAUGUUCACAGAUAAAGAACAUCAAGGACCAUUUGCCUUUUCAGAAGAGCUUGGGAAUUUGUCUAUUGGUUCAGAACCUGCAGAUGACAUCCUUCCUGCGCAAAGGGUUGAGGCGAAUGAUGAGGAUCUGCUUUUGACUACCACAGAGAAAGAAGAAAGUAGGGCCCAUGGCAAUAACGAUUCUGCAUAUAAUGCACCUGCAUAUGACAGUUCUUUAUCCCAGUUAGCCGUCUCGCAAACUGAAGGAGAGCUUGUAUCCUUGGAUCAAACAGUACCAGCAGACGCUCCACAAGCUAGCUCAGCCAUUGAUGACCUAUUUGGUCUAGGAUUGUCUAUUGCACCUAGUCCUGCUCCCUCCACUCCAUUGAAGCUAAAUUCGAAAGCUGUGCUUGAUCCAAGCACUUUCCAGCAGAAAUGGCGCCAACUUCCAGUUUCAAUAUCACAGGUUCUCAUUCUAUUAUAUUUGUCCUGCAUUUUGUAUGCUUUGACUUUGUUACAAUAAUUUUGAGAUGA